This is a messenger RNA of Protopterus annectens (West African lungfish), 1447 nucleotides long. It is a transcript of the gene ETHE1, whose product is annotated as ETHE1 persulfide dioxygenase. Lineage: Eukaryota; Metazoa; Chordata; Ceratodontiformes; Protopteridae. The transcript is spliced from 11 exons. The record is from RefSeq and is a predicted model, not a curated record. Gene Ontology annotation, biological process: glutathione metabolic process; hydrogen sulfide metabolic process. Bases 217 to 1041 code for a protein of 274 amino acids. Gene Ontology annotation, molecular function: sulfur dioxygenase activity.
AAAAAUAUUACGCGUCUUGUAAGAGAUCAGUGACUUCCCCUGUACGAUACGCUAAAAAUCCAGUAACCUUCUCUUUGGCGUUCAGACUUGAAAGUGGAGCACCUUGUCAUUACGGAAGUAGGAAGUGACCUGGUGUUUUGCAAUCCAUCGCUUGCAUAGAACCAGUUUUCCCUGUAGUUAACAACAGAUAAAAGGAGCUGGUGGUAGAAGCUGCUAAUGAUGACACCCUGGGGCUCUCUGAGAUUAUUAGCUGCUCGUACUGUGUCAGCAGGAGCAAUAGCCAGUAGAUCGUUGGCCAUCUCAAAACCUUUCCAGAUGCAGGCACUUGCUGCAGCCCUUCCUUCCCAGACCUAUUGCACGGCAGUAGCACAGAUAAAUGGCCUUGUAUUCCGGCAGCUGUUCGAGCCCGUAAGCUGUACCUACACAUACCUACUGGGUGAUGCAGAGACCAAAGAAGCUGUUCUGAUUGAUCCUGUUUUGGAAACUGCAAAUCGGGAUGUAAAACUCAUUAACGAGCUAGGACUUCAGCUUAAAUUUGCAGGGCCUGGGGUCGGGCGUCCUUUGGUUCCACAGUGCUCAGGAGUGUUUUCCAAGCUUUCGAAGCAUCAAAGGGAUCUCAUUGUUGAAAGGGGUGACAGCCUCCAGUUUGGCCGUAUAGCUUUGGAAGCCAAAUCAACACCGGGGCACACAAAUGGCUGCCUCACUUAUGUGCUCAACAACCGUACAAUGGCAUUCACAGGGGAUGCACUUCUGAUUAGAGGCUGUGGAAGAACUGACUUCCAACAAGGCUGCCCAAAGACCCUGUACCAGUCAGUCCAUAAGAAGAUAUUUACCCUUCCCAAUUCCUGUCUGCUAUACCCUGGUCAUGAUUAUACAGGCCAGACUGUGACAACAGUGGAGGAGGAGAAGAGCUUGAACCCUCGACUGACCAAGACUCUGGAGGAGUUUGAAAGCAUCAUGAACAACCUCAACCUUCCCAGACCUAAACAAAUUGACUUUGCAGUUCCUGCUAACCUAAAAUGUGGAGUCCAGGAUGUAUAAAAAGAAACUCUGCCUUUCACAGAAGCUUUAACUCCUACAGUGGAUUCAGGUUGCGGUACAGUCUUUCAUCAGACAUAGCUGAAGGAAGAUUUUUUAUUCCUUUUUUUCCUACCACUCCAGUACAGUACUAUGUGGAAAUGGCUGUGUUAUUAUGAGGAUCUUCAGCUACAUAAUUGGCAGCUGUGGUGUUCUUUUAUCGAGUGUAUUAAUGACAUUCUUACAAUAAUUUGUAAAGCCCCUAAGUACUGGGGAUGCAACUCCUUUUUGUAGUAAUUUUGAUGCCUUCUAUUUUAAUUAAUGUUUUGAAAUUAAAUUAUGUUCAGGUAAUCAUGUUAAAAUAUUUAAGCACUUGUGUAUAUAACAGUAAUUAAGUGAUACUUUAAUAUAAAGCAAUGUGAUGCCUGAA